CACUGACCAGCCGGAGCACGAGCCCCGUACGUGCCCACUGCAGGGCCGUCUGUGACGGAGCGCGGCGCGCUGACGGAAGUGACGCUGACGUCCUGCGUGCGGCGGCCGCGUCUGGGAGCAGGAGAAGAUGGCGGUCUCCACAGGAGUUAAAGUUCCUCGUAAUUUUCGCUUGUUGGAAGAACUUGAAGAAGGACAGAAAGGUGUAGGAGAUGGUACGGUUAGCUGGGGCCUUGAAGAUGAUGAAGACAUGACACUUACGAGGUGGACAGGCAUGAUUAUUGGGCCACCAAGGACAAACUAUGAAAACAGAAUAUAUAGCCUGAAAGUAGAAUGUGGAUCUAAAUACCCAGAAGCUCCUCCAUCAGUUAGAUUUGUAACAAAAAUUAAUAUGAAUGGAAUCAAUAAUUCCAGUGGAAUGGUGGAUGCACGGAGCAUACCAGUAUUAGCAAAAUGGCAAAAUUCCUAUAGCAUUAAAGUUGUGCUUCAAGAGCUAAGACGUCUAAUGAUGUCCAAAGAAAAUAUGAAGCUUCCACAGCCGCCAGAGGGACAGACGUACAACAACUAAUAGUGGAUCUCAAACUUGUCUUAAAUCAACAACCUUCUACUCAUGUUAAUGUCUUGAUUAAAUAUCACCAUGCAGAAUACCCACACAUUAAGUAAAAGAAUUCCAGCUGGUAAACAUGACCCGGACAGUUGUAAGAAUAUAUUUAAUAUAUGUGCACCUAUUAUGUUUUCAGGUAACAAGAGAAAUGCAGCACAUUUUUUCUUUCUCUACUUAAAGCACUGUCAUUUAAACAUGAACCUGAAGUAUUCAAAAUUAAAUUCAGGUUUUCAAGACAGAAGCAUGGCAAAGGAGUGUCAGAUGGCCACGGAAACCUUUGUCUCAAGAAGGAAGAACAGGAAUGGCAUGCUUUAUCCAUCGUACUUAGAGCUGCAGUUGGAAUUGUUUAAAGUAGCAGGUAUAAUGGAUAGUCAACAAAUUGUGUUAACUCUUGAAGCGGUGUGGGUGCUGACUACUAUUAGUAUCAAAAAUAGGUUCAGGAUUGUUUUGAUACCUGUAUUUAUAAUAAAAAGAUGUUUGGGGGUAUUGCUGAA
Messenger RNA from Acomys russatus (golden spiny mouse), 1095 nucleotides. RefSeq names its product ubiquitin conjugating enzyme E2 V2 (gene Ube2v2). Gene Ontology annotation, biological process: DNA damage tolerance; protein K63-linked ubiquitination. Gene Ontology annotation, cellular component: nucleus. The transcript has 4 exons. The record is from RefSeq and is a predicted model, not a curated record. Bases 128 to 565 code for a protein of 145 amino acids. Lineage: Eukaryota; Metazoa; Chordata; Mammalia; Rodentia; Muridae.